CGGGGCUUGUCUCAGCGCCGCGGAUAUCUAUGAUCAUUACUGCUCUCUCUCUCUCUCACACUCACUCACUCACUCACACACACACACACACACACACACACACACAAAAUGUUAAAGAUGUAUAAUAGUUUAUAAUAAAGUGCAGUGUGCUGACGAGCAAUGGUGUUGGAUCUCGUGGUUGUGCCCCCGGAGACCUCGGACCUGGGGAGCCAGCGUUGUCGUCUGGGUCUGGUGCUGAUGGAGGACCUCGGGCUGCGUCUCGGCUCCCCGGUACUGGUGACGCUUCAGGGCGGAGCGUCGUGUCUCUGUACGGCGUGGCCACGCCCCGACCUGGCUGAAGCCUACCUGCAGGUAGACCCCACCUGCUCGUCAGCGCAGCUCCGCCCGGACGCCCUGCGUGGACUCCGUCUCGGGUCGGAGGGUCUCCGAGCUCUGAAUUGUCCUCGUGUGAAGCGUCUGCGCGUGACUGCGCUGGUGCGUAGCGGAGAGUUUAAACGCAGGACGUCUGCGCAGGAGGUGGGAGCUCUUGCUGCAGAGCUGCUGACAGGACUGUAUGUCCACGAGAAGCACCUGGUGGACAUCUCCCAUGCAGGAACGCCCAUCCACUCUCUGCAGGUGGACACGGUGAACUCAGGGUCCCAUAAAGCGGGACGCGUGACGCCCGAGACACGUGUAGACGUUGUGUCUGUUCGGACUCUUGAAACGUACCAGCGCUGGGAGCGCAAAGGUUCCUCUGUUCCUCUGGGAGGACUCGAGGAGGUCUACGUCACGCUGAAGGAGAUGCUGACGCUUCCUCUGCGGUACCCCAUCAGCACGCGACGCGUGGGCGUGACAGCGGGGCGUGGCGCAUUGCUGGUGGGACCCCCAGGUGUGGGGAAGACGCAGCUGGUGCGCAGCGUGGCGCAGGACGUGCAGGCGGCGCUGGUGACGGUGAGCGGCCCGGUGGUGGUGGGGUCGCGACCCGGGGAGAGCGAGGAGAACCUGCGUGCUGCGUUUACCCGGGCCUCAGAAGCUGCUCGAGAGGAACCCUGCGUGCUCUUCAUCGAUGAGAUUGACGCGCUGUGUCCAAAACGCAGCUCCAGCACUGGAACCCCGGAGAACCGACUCGUUGCUCAGCUCCUCACCCUCAUGGACGGAGUCGGCAGCGAUGAAGGAUUCGUCAUUAUCGGCGCCACUAACCGACCAGAUGCCCUCGACCCUGCGCUCAGAAGACCAGGACGCUUCGACAGAGAGAUAGUUGUAGGUGUUCCCACCCUGCAGCAGAGGUACCAGGUUCUGCAGUGUGUGUGUCGCAGUGUUCCUCUCUCCCCGAAUGUAGAUCUUUACUCCAUUGCUGAGAAGACGAGUGGAUACGUGGGGGCGGACCUGAGCGCGCUCAGUAGAGAGGCAGUGCUACAUGCUAUACUACACUCUACACAGGGCGGAGCUGGAGAUUCUGGCCAAUCAGAAGUUGAGGAGGGGGACGUGAGGAUGGAGCACUUUGUGAAGGCGAUGCGAAUGAUCGCUCCGUCAUGCCUGAGGAGCAGUGUGGGCGUGGCCGAGUUUACACCUGUCAACUGGGAGCGAAUUGGAGGACUAGAGGAAGUGAAACUCAAACUUAGACAGAGUGUGGAGUGGCCAAUGAAGUUCCCGGAGGCGUUUGUGCGUCUGGGUGUGUGUCGAGCGCGGGGUGUGUUGCUGUACGGUCCCCCCGGCUGUGCCAAGACCACGCUGGUGAAAGCAGCAGCAUCUUCAUCACACUGCAGCUUCCUGUGUGUAAGCGGAGCGGAGCUUUACUCUCCCUAUGUCGGAGACUCUGAGAAAGCGCUUGCUCAGCUGUUCCAGCAGGCACGGGCCUGUUCGCCCUCCAUCGUCUUCCUGGAUGAGAUUGACAGCUUGGUGGGUUGCCGUGGAGAUGGAGGUGGUUGCCGUGGCAGCAGUGUACAGGCUCAGGUGUUGUCUGUCCUGCUAAACGAGUUGGAUGGUGUGGGCUUUAAAACCACAGAGAGACGAGGGACAGGACUGAGUGAGAGACAGGAGACACGCCGAGACCAGCGGAUGCAGCUACAGGAAGUGUGUAAUCAGGACGUCAUGAUUGUUGCUGCCACAAACAGGCCAGACAUGUUGGACAGCGCUCUGCUUCGCCCGGGCCGAUUUGACCACAUCAUAUACGUCCCCCCACCUGACCUACAGGCUCGUCUGGCCAUCCUGAAGCUCCACACAGAGAAAAUGCCACUGAACUCUAAUGUGUGUUUGGAGGAUCUGGCAACUCGGACAAACCUGUUCUCUGGAGCGGACCUGGAGAACCUCUGCAAGGAGGCGGCACUGUUAGCUCUUCAUGAAGAAGGUAUGAGUGUGUCCACAGUGCAGCAGAAACACUUCCAGAAGGUUUUACAGCAUUUUCAACCAUCGAUCAGCUCCCAGCAGCUCCUGCAGCUCCAACAGCUCUUCAAACACAACUACAAUUAGCAUGAGACUGAUCAGCAGCGUGAUGAUUAGCAGUGUGAUGAUUAGCAUGUGAUGAUUAGCAGUGUGAUGAUUAGCAUGUGAUGAUUAGCAGUGUGAUGAUUAGCAGUGUGAUGAUUAGCAUGUGAUGAUUAGCAUGUGAUGAUUAGCAGUGUGAUGAUUAGCAUGUGAUGAUUAGCAGUGUGAUGAUUAGCAUGUGAUGAUCAGCAGCGUGACGAUCAGCAGUGUGACGUUAACAUGUUUACUGGAACGUCAGGACCCUGGACAGUGUGUAUUGUUUUGUGUGAGUUCUGAUCAUCUCAUUAAAUGCCUUCCACUGAA
Messenger RNA from Silurus meridionalis, 2766 nucleotides. It is a transcript of the gene afg2b, whose product is annotated as spermatogenesis associated 5-like 1. The record is from RefSeq and is a predicted model, not a curated record. The transcript has 9 exons. Gene Ontology annotation, molecular function: ATP hydrolysis activity; ATP binding. NCBI's taxonomy places the organism in Eukaryota, Metazoa, Chordata, Actinopteri, Siluriformes, Siluridae. Bases 160 to 2448 code for a protein of 762 amino acids.